Dicentrarchus labrax (European seabass) is the source of this 2666-nucleotide messenger RNA. RefSeq names its product hydroxycarboxylic acid receptor 1-3 (gene hcar1-3). The transcript is spliced from 2 exons. Gene Ontology annotation, biological process: G protein-coupled receptor signaling pathway. Bases 580 to 1596 code for a protein of 338 amino acids. Gene Ontology annotation, molecular function: G protein-coupled receptor activity. Gene Ontology annotation, cellular component: membrane. The record is from RefSeq and is a predicted model, not a curated record. Lineage: Eukaryota; Metazoa; Chordata; Actinopteri; Moronidae.
UGAUUUGAGACAGAAAGGGACCAGACCACUGCAGACUGUAUUUAUAUUUUAAACUGCAAUACAAGUGACCAACGUGAGGACACACGUGACACGACACAAGACAAUGGAGGGAACUUGCAUGCAAAUGAACCUAAUCAAAACAAGAACCAUGAACCAAAAAUAAUAGGACAAUGAAUAAAGGUACUUAAGCCUAACAUUUAGCAAAAGAAUGUGAUAAAGUGAUGAAGAUGAUUCUAUGGGUGGUUACAUAAACUCUGAUAAACUAAGAUACCAGAAGUGACUGUGUCAGAGACUCUCUGGAACCAUCAUUACCCUCAUGUUGUGACAAGCCCUCGGAGGACGCCAGCUUUUAUACUGCGGGUGGAUCUCAUCCCAUCAGAUCACUUUUCACUAUUUGAGGAAUUUGUUUGCGUUUUUGUCCUCGUUUGCAGAAUGAACAAUGAGACGACUCUGACCUCUCAAAAAGAAGGUGUUCAGAUCUUUAAGAGGAGAUCGAGGGUUUCAGUGUUGACUUCAGGAUCUUCUUAAAAUAAGGAGCAGUUGAUUAACCAGAGAGAUCGGACUGCGUUCACAGCUGAAAUGAAUUCGACUGGUGCCACCGAGAUGAUGAAUAAAACUUUGAUGCACUGCUCAAUGCUGCCCACGCAAGAUCUUGGAACUCUGUUCCAGCGUAUUUUGAUGAUCCUGGAGAUUGUCGUGGGCCUGCCAGCAAACAUCGUGGCUUUGUGCAUUUUCUGUUUCCACAUGAAAUAUUGGAAACCCCACACUCUCUUCCUCUUCAACCUGGUUCUGGCUGACUUCCUGCUCCUCAUGAGUGUGCCUUUCCGCAUCGACGCCAACCUCCGAGGGGAGAACUGGGUGUUUGGACCAACCUGGUGCCGCAUCAACCUCUUCAUGCUGUCUGUCAAUCGCUCUGCCAGCAUUGCAUUCAUGACAGCCGUGGCAGUGGAUCGCUACUUCAAAGUGGUCCAUCCACUUCACUGCGUCAGCCGGAUUACUUUAACUCAGUCGGCCUUGCUCUCAGGCCUGAUGUGGAUGGCUGUGAUCGCCCUUCGGACUCCGCUGUUGACCAUCAACCUCCUACGCCAGCAUGGCAACAUCUCCCUGUGUCGCAGCUUCAGCUCCUACACCGUAGUCCCUUUGGUGAUAAAACUGCACUACGUGGCCUUCACUGUGGAGUUCUUGCUGCCCUGGUUCUUGUUGCUGUUCUGCUCAGCCCGGAUUACCUGCUUUCUGCUCAAGCGGCAGGUGGGCGGGCAGAAGAAGGUACGGAGGGCCAUCCUAGCAGUUGGGGUGAUCACUUUGGUGUUCACCUUCUGCUUCAUGCCCAGCGUCCUCACAGGCCUCGGCGGCGUGUACAUCAAAUAUUUCCACCCAAAGGACUGCAUGUCCUACAAUCAGAUCACCCGGGUAUUUGUCCUGUGCAUCGGCUUCACCUACUUCAACAGCGCUCUGGACCCUAUCGUCUACGCUUUCUGUAGCUCCAUGUUUCGUGAUGCCUUCAAGAGCUUCUUUAGCCACCUGGGCUAUGUGAAGAACAAUGCCAGAGCAGACAACACAGUGACUGCUGAACAGCACAAACUAUCAGAUUACUGAUGCCUUGAGGAAGAUGCUGAGCCACUCUGACGGUAACUCACAACAAGUGUUCAGAAGGUUACUGAAAAACAGUAAUUACUUACAGUUACUGGUUACUUCUCUCAAAAGUAAUUGAAGAACUUUACUACUUACUGUAUAUAAAAGUAAUCAGUUACUAAAGAAACGUUUCUCUGCUGCACGUCUGCUUCUGUGCUCUUGCACUGUUAUAUUAUAUAUAUUAUUUAGUUGUUAAUACUCCCGACCACCAGGGGGCAGCAACCAAAACCCAUACCGAUGUAAACCAAGCCCCCAGGAAGAGCGCCAGGCUUUGACAUAGUGGCCGAACCAUGUAAGUACAGCCCAUAAAGUUACAGUGUGAAAGAAGAGCAGCACAACCGCCUGUAAAAUGACAUUUUAAAAGUCUAGAAUAUCUGAAAGAUUAAGUUAUUUAUCUCUAAACAGGCUAAACAGGAAGUUAGGGCCACUGUAGCCCAUAGAGCCCGCGCAGUAGAGGCUUUCCAACACUGCCUCCACUUCUCUUUAUACAACCCACAAUUUAAAUAAUCACUAAUGAUUUAGAUCAUAAACUGGAAAAUCAGCGAGAUGCACUCGGUGUUUGUCUGCCGUCUUCUGCAGUUCUUCACUAUGUAAACGUUAAUUAAUUAGUUACAUUACUAGUUGACACCAAAAGUAGUGGAAUUACAGUAACAUGUUACUUUAUAAUGGUUUAAUCCUAACACUGCCACCAACCUGUUUAAUGGUCCAGUGUGGAGGAGAAACAGUGAUGAAAUUCCCUAUCUCGAUCCAGUGUUUGUGCAACAUGGCGAACUCUCUGUAGAUAAUAACAGCUUAUUGUAAAGAAAUGAUACACUAAUGAAAACAUACAUAAGAAUAUUAUGUUAAUUUUCUUUCAAAUGUUAAACAUUUAAACUCCAGUAAGUGCUUUAUACUUCAGUCUGAGUGUGUUGAUGAAUGUUGCAGGAGUGUGUAUAACAGUGUAAUAAAUACAGUGGAGUCACUGCAAUGUACAAUAUUUAUGUUCAAACUGUAUAAAAUGGAUGUGAAUGUGAAUAAAAGCAGGAAAACUUAAA